Molecule: messenger RNA, 732 nt
Organism: Aspergillus fischeri NRRL 181
Lineage: Eukaryota; Fungi; Ascomycota; Eurotiomycetes; Eurotiales; Aspergillaceae
Product: PaaI family thioesterase
Exons: 1
Coding region: 1-732 (243 amino acids)
Source: RefSeq, a predicted model, not a curated record
AUGGCCGAAAAAGACCACCCUCCCUCCGCUCCUCCGCCCACUUCCUACAUGAGCGAACCCACCUCCGAUCCCGCCCUACUUGAUCCCUUUCGCGCCAUCGGCUGGUCCAACUCCCUCCUCAACUCCCCAGACUACUAUCCCAUCCGCACCUGGUCCCGACUCCCCAAGCCACACACAGGCGAAGAUGGCUUCUUCGCCGGCACCCUGGCCACAUCCUCCACCAUCCCGCACUGUCUGACUCUCCGCCGACGCAACCUCCUCCCUCCCCCGCAGGAGGUCCCCGUCUGGCCCAGUCCCACCGCAACCCCGUCGUCGGCGCCCUCGCCAAUUCCUCCGGAUAUCAUUAUGAUGGUUGAUCUGGCGACGCCCGGCGUGAGUGGCCAUCCGUCCACCGCUCAUGGCGGCGUCGUGGCCACACUGCUUGACGAGGCCAUGUCCUUGGCAGUCGCCAUUCAUGCUCCGUCCUCCGGGGACCAUCCGCGGGGUGCUAUCUACACCGCGCAGCUGGACGUCCGAUACAAGAAACCCCUCCGUGUGCCUGGCUUGGUUGUCGUCCGCGCGAAAGUCGUGGCUAGGGUCGGAAGGAAGUACUGGGUGCGUGCGCAAGCGGUGCAGGAAGAAAGUGACGAGAACAACGGCCGCGGUCUCGGGGGCCAUCUGGAAUGGGCGAAAAAGAAGACAGUGGUGACGGAUGCCAUGGCGUUUUGGAUACAAACUGCUCCUUCGUUGUGA